Molecule: messenger RNA, 538 nt
Organism: Caenorhabditis sp. 36 PRJEB53466
Lineage: Eukaryota; Metazoa; Nematoda; Chromadorea; Rhabditida; Rhabditidae
Source: the annotation of a GenBank genome assembly
AUGCGAGUUCUCCUUCUCCUUAUUUUCUGCACGAUAGUUUCUUCGUGGGUCAUCUACCGAAAGAAUCACAAAAAGAGACUAAUUUGUCGUGUAAGUUCUCUUUCUGGAAAUCACUCGUGAGCAUCUUCUUCAGGAAGAGACAGAAUGGACGAAUUCUACGGCCAACUACAUGACAAACUCGGCGGUUCGCACCGAAUCCGAUGAGGACGAUGACAGCUCUUCUUCCUCUUCGGAACGUCGCCGCCGGACAAGAACGAGGUCGAAGAGAGACAUCGAAGUGGAUCCCGUGCACAAAGAGCCAAUCAUUUACCUCGGAGUGAGACCCAACACUAGCCCUUUUCUAUAUAAUAUGAUCUUUAGACCUCAAGUAACUCUACAGUUUUCAUCGACGACGGAGAUUUCGACAUUGUAUCCGAUUCGCUGACGAAGGAAGAGCUCGAAAUGGUAACUGUUGCCCGGAAUAAAUCAGAAGAAAAUCAAAAGAUUUCAGGUCAAACAGCAGAUUAUGGACACUUGCAACGCCCUCAAUUCUUCCUGA